Molecule: messenger RNA, 1986 nt
Organism: Leishmania braziliensis MHOM/BR/75/M2904
Lineage: Eukaryota; Euglenozoa; Kinetoplastea; Trypanosomatida; Trypanosomatidae
Product: putative choline/ethanolamine kinase
Exons: 1
Coding region: 1-1986 (661 amino acids)
Biological process (GO): phosphatidylethanolamine biosynthetic process; phosphatidylcholine biosynthetic process
Cellular component (GO): cytoplasm
Molecular function (GO): ethanolamine kinase activity; choline kinase activity
Source: RefSeq, a predicted model, not a curated record
AUGAUGAGUGUGGACGAUCCGGAGAAUGUGUUCCGCACUGUUAACAUGCGUGACCUGAUCACGCGCGCAACGCGCGAGCCGCCGCGCUCUGCCCUGUACGAGUACGUCAAGUCCCUUAAGAACGAUAACACUCAGAGCACCCCUCUGUCCCUGGCGUCCGAUGACUCCUGGGACUCCACCUACAACAGCGUGGCGGAAGGCUUGUUGGAGAUUGGCGACGCUACUGGGGACGCCGAGACGCGGAACUUGAUCUACAAGCUGUGCCACUCGCUCCACAAGAAGGCGGUACAGAAGAUCGAGGAGUCCCGGGAGCAUUGCCACGGGUCGGUGGAGGUGAACGCAAGGCAUGAAAAGAACAUGUCACAUGUCGAGGAUUGGAUGCCGUUGCUGCAUCUCUUCGACCCGCAGAGGUUCUACGCGGUGCGAGGCACCCCCCUGACGGCUGCCACCACUGCUGAGCGUCCGCUCAGCCUCAACGUGGCGGAAAACCCGAGGGAGGCUUCGCAGUUGCUCUUGGACGAGCUGGACGUUGAGAAGCUGUCCGGUGGCAACAGCAAUCAUGUGUACCGCCUAGCGCACCCAGACUUCCCCGGCAAGACAGUACUGUUACGCGUGUAUGGUAGCAAUGACAGUGAAGCGAUUGAUCGAUUCCGCGACGUGAUGGCAAUGCGCGAGAUGAGCCGGGCGAGGCUGAGUCCGGCCGUCCUGCACUCCUUCAAGUGGGGUCGUGUCGAGGAGUUCAUGGACGGUGUUGCGACGUGCUCGACGGAUAUGUUGCUUCGCAGCCCAACCCUGCUAGCGGAGGUGUGGCUGCUAGUACGCGAGAUGCACAGCCUGCCGUACGCCUCCUUUCUUCCGCAGAACGUCAACAACGAGAAGAUCCGUCACUUGCUGCACCCGGCGCUCGCGGACUCCCAAUACGCCACCCCUGCGGAGUACUGCGACGCCUUGUCGGCGCGCCUGAAGAAGGUGGUGCUGGCGAACAAGAGCAACUACUACCUUGACAACACAAGCCAGAAGCUGAUGGAGGACGUGUGCCCGUCCUCCUUCGAGCGCACGUGCUUCCGCUUCCUGCGACUCAUCAGCAACCUCAUUCUAGAGUCCUACCGCACCUCCUUCGUGUCCUUCAUUAGCGCCGAGGUAAUGCUGCUGCGCGAGCUGCUCAUGAAGCGGGCGGUGCCGCUCGUCUUCUCGCACAACGACUUGAACCCGGGCAACAUCCUCCUGGCGUGGCGCAAGGUGCCAAAGGAGAUGCGCCGACAAGCUGUCAACGACGAGGAUGAAGAUGACGAGGUGACACCGGUGACCUCUGACCAGUCCACGGCCUUCAGUCGCAAAUUUCUCUCCAAGAAGGGUCGCCACCGGAACCUGGUCGACAUGAAGGGCAUCAUCUUCAUUGACUUCGAGUACACAGACGUGAACUACCGAUGCUUCGAUCUUGGAAACACGAUCUGCGAGCUGGACUACGACUACACCCGCGGCACCGCCGAAGGCGAGCCUGGGUUCAUCAAGUACCAUUACACCUUUCCCCCGGAGGAGUACAAAGAGCAGUGGAAGGGGCUUCCAAUGACGUACCCGCGUUGCCCAGAGCUCAUCUACACCACAUGGCAGAAAAACGAGCAGCAUCGCCAAGAACACGGGGGCGAGGCACCGCCGUCGACAGAGAUGCACCUCGGGCACAUCUGCUUGAAAGGACUCCAGGCGUACUUCGCGGCUGCGGCGCCGGCGAGUGCUGCUCGCGACGCCGCCACUCCGAUCACCCGUGACGAGCUCACGGAAGUGUUAAUUGGCACUAUGUGCUCACACCUGAGCUGGUCACUCUGGUCCUUUGUGAUGUGCGCCAACCCCAACGUAGGCACGAACAACGCAAACGACGACCCCUUCGCCAAGGGGAGUAGUGGGCUCGACUACAUUUACUACGGUAACUGCCGCUUGCAGGAGUACGUGGUGCUGAAGCAAUGGAUGCAAGAGAGGCAGCUUAUCUGA